This is a messenger RNA of Sinocyclocheilus rhinocerous, 504 nucleotides long. Its product is annotated as translocating chain-associated membrane protein 1-like 1. Gene Ontology annotation, biological process: protein insertion into ER membrane; SRP-dependent cotranslational protein targeting to membrane, translocation. The transcript is spliced from 3 exons. Gene Ontology annotation, cellular component: endoplasmic reticulum membrane. The coding region runs from base 1 to 390 and encodes 129 amino acids. The record is from RefSeq and is a predicted model, not a curated record. Lineage: Eukaryota; Metazoa; Chordata; Actinopteri; Cypriniformes; Cyprinidae.
AUGAAGCAUUUUGUGUAUGUUAACAGGUUUACAGUGUGGGCUGUUCUGUUUGUGCUGGGCCGGUUGUUGACUCUUUCCCUGUCUGUUCUCACUGUGGGCUUUGGACUGGCCGGAGCAGAGAAACAGGGUCUGAACCUUGCAGAGGGAAGCUUUAAUGUCCUCUUUGUACGGGUGACUGUCCUGGCUGCAAUAUGCACCACUCAGGCUUUUAUGAUGUGGAAAUUUAUCAACUUCCAGCUGCGACGAUGGAGAGAACACGCACAGACUCAGACCUUAAAGAAGAAAUCAUCCUCUUCUAAGAGCAAAUCAAAGAAAGCCAAUGGUGUGAAUGGAUCUGUUGGUGCCAGUGGAGCAGAUUCUCCCAGAGCGAGGAAGGAGAAGUCAUCAUAAAGUCCCAACUUCUGUCCUGACUAAAUCAUUCAGCCUGAUCAUUUCUCUCCGUCCCGCAGUUUGUCUGUAGCCUUUUUUCCCUUUCCCCUCUUGUUUAUCUGGAAAAAAAAAAAA